CUGCCCAGUAACACUAAAGAUGGAGAGCAUGGUUGAUCAAGAACCAGAGGAUGACAAGACUCAACGAUCUCUAUUCAUUCGAGUACGGAAUUUGACGCCGUCCAAGAGCAUGAGGUCACCGUCCCGCAACUUCAUGGACAGAUGGACCAAUAAGCCACAAUCGCCAACUGCAGCGCCGAGUGCCUCCAUCAAAAGCAGCAACUCGAUGAUCAGUCAAUUCUUCGACAAAGAAAUUGCCGCGCCUGAGCCAAUACCGUCGUUUGAGAAUGUGGAAGAGUCUGUAAACUUGCGUGUGUUUCAGGCCGUGUCCUCUUGGCUCAAAAACAACGAUGUGCUAUCACCACCUUUGGCACUACCCCCACCUACAAAUCAGUCACGCGUGAGCCUACACCAAGUGUACGACACUCUGUUCAACUCCAUGGACGAGCAAGACAACCAAAUCACAAACGAACUGCUUGAGCUCACUGGCUGCUUACCACCUCCUGGACACAUCGAGGACACACUGCCCUGUCAACAACGCAAACACAACGACGAUUCAAACUGCUUGUUUGACGCCGUUGUCGUCGUGGGACCAGAUCUCACAGAUAUCUUGAUUAGCCAUGAGUUGGACUCCGUUUUCGAACCGACAGUAUGCCACACGUAUCCGUCGGACGUCGUCUUCGAAAGCUUUCAGCACUUUUGCUUCCCAAGUGGAGUCCGCUUGGUGUCGGACGAUGGCCGCCGCCCCAGCACCAACAGCUCCGUGACAGACUCGGAAACUGAGGCCGGUGGAGAUGACGACAACGAUGACGACAGCAAACUCGACGACCUCUUUUUCGUAUUUGUGCUGUCUGGUGGUGGCAAAGAAGGUCAGGACGUGCAGUACGCGCUGUGCCGGCAAACUUGGGUCCGAGUGCCCAACCACGUGUUGUUGCAGCCGCACGGAGCGGUGUACGCCCCCUUGACGUAUUGCAUCCUCGUCAAGACGCCAUACAUACCAUUUUUUCGAGCUAUCCUGCACUAUCUCAUGGACAAGCACGUGUCCGAGCUGGACGAAAACCCUGGUUUGUGGUCGGACUUGAGCACUUUCAUGACUCCAAUGCAUCAAACGUGGCUCAACUCAAAGCUGCAAGGAUUGUCUGGUUUGGAUUUGCUCUCGAGCAGCACGUCCGUUCAGAGUGUGUUCGGCGAAGCCGAUCCGUUGCUGUUGUUGCGAUUGGACAUCCCGCGCCGACGUCCCAGCUUGACCAGCGCUGCUGUUGACGACACGUCGUACCUCCUGCUUGAGUGGUCGCUUCCCAUUCUCCUGACGUCGAUGACGGUGGAUACGUUGCUACAAGCGACCGCGAUGUUGUUGACUGAAGCAAAAGUUCUUGUCGUGUGCAGCGACGUCGAGCUCCUGACAGCAACGGUGCUUGGGCUCGUGUCCCUGCUCUCCCCGCUGGUGUGGACUGGCCCUCUUAUUGCUGUGCUACCGUCAUCACUUUUCGAGUAUCUCGAGGCUCCUGUUCCGUUCGUAAUUGGCAUUCACACCCUUCCCAUUGGAUUCAGCGCACCACUCGACACGUUUCAACUGUUUCCGCAGUCGAAUCGAGUGGUGGCGAACGUUUUGCCCCUCCCAGACUCGGACGCACUCAAAGCCGACUUGCUAGCAAUAUCCCUGCGUCGGGAUGCAUCGUACAUUCGCCAAAUCAUCGACCGAUUCCGAGGGUAUAUGCAGACAGUGCUGCGAAAAUGCCACGAGCGCACCCAACCCCAUGCGUUUUACGACGGCGUGAAAGCGACACAGCUGUACAGCUCGUACCAGCAGCGCACGGCCGAUGCCAAGCUGUCGCGGGACGGAGGUCACCGCCGCUUGAAAUUAGAGCCCCAAGCGCCUGUGAUUCCUCGCAGAAGUAUGCCUACCAUCUCAAGCCAAGGCGACGGUCCUUGCUCGAAUCAUUUCUUGAUCCGCAGUCUGUUUCACGUUGCAUGCCACGGCGACACAUGUGACGCAAACGAGCAGUCGGCCCCUCAAGAUACAACUGGACUGCCGGCGUUGGCGAAACUUCGUUCAAUGUGCACCACUGUCGACAACAACACGAUGCACCUUCCAUCCCCUCUACCACAGCAACUAGCGACGCCACGAAAACAAUCCAAACCACUGACCAAGCCAGCUUCUCCAAAACGCAAGAUUUUGGCCCCAUCUCCUGCUCGAGUCAAGCCAGAAACGAUUACGUUGGUCCUCCGAAAGGAGACCUCGGCCGUGUCCGUUGUGAAGCAGAUUCCAAACGUGGAGGCAGAUGCGCUGGCGAAAGAAGCACCUCCGCUCUGCUCAUCGGCCACACCUCCCCUCCAAGCAACACACACCCAGCUCCUCCCAGCUAAGGCGGUCCGCAUCGCCGAGCCGGAACCAAAGCUAUCUACAGAUGACCUCCGAUUGACCAGCUCGCCUCCACCGUCCACUAACUCUAUGGAUGAAGAGAUUGACGCAAACAGCCAACCGGAAACGAAGCGUGCACUGUCAGCAUCGAAGAUUCAGCGCUUGUACAGGCAUUGGAGCUUCAAACUACAUCAUCCAACGUACAAACGGUGCAACUCGACUCCCAUCGCGCAUGGGGACGCUAUUUCUUCGAGUCAACAUCUUUCAAGGGUGAACCAAGCAAAGUCGAUGUUCUUGGCCGGAGUUGUCGUGUCCAAGCUCGGUCGGCAUGGCACGUGGGGACGGCGCCGCCUUCGCUGUGACACGAGCAUCGAUCACUUGAUGUGGGAAAAAGUUACCGGCAAGCAUCGAGUCAGCGGUGACGCGAUGGUGGCCAUUCGCGACAUCACUCUCGUCGAGGCCGGUGUGAAUGGCGACCAGAAACCCACGAUGGUGGGCAGCUUCCUCUUUUCGAAUGACGCGGACGAGAGUGCACUAUGUUUGACGGUACAUACGUCCGAUGUCCGCCGCCGCACUGUCGCCUUUAAAUUCAACUCGACGGGAGACCGAGAUCGUGUGAUGCAGGAACUGCAGCAAGUGGUAGAUUAUGUCGUUGCAUCGACGCCUGCCCUGUCGUCGCGUACCAUCGGCGCAGCCGAAGGGGACAUUCUCAUGAUGCGAAAAUUCCAAGACGAACUCCGCGCAGGCAUUUGCAUCCGAAAGCAUGGCCGUCAAGGAAAGCCUCGCGCAAAGCAUUUGUCGUGCGACCCGUUGUGCACUCAGCUAGAGUGGCGAGAUCCCCCCACCGGCGGUCGGGGGUGGCUGAAGCGCACGUCGUCAAAUCAAGGGAUCGGCGACAAAAAGAACGUGAUAGCGCUGGCCUCCAUUCUCGAAAUUUCCCCAACUGAAUCGACCAGCCCCCUCCGGAGCUUUAUUGGAUCUCCCCAACACCAUCGGAUUUCCAUUGUGAGCUCAGUUCGAACCCUCACGAUCAGCACCGAGGCGAGCCAAGAUCACUUGCGCGUGUAUCACGGCCUCCAGUUGCUCCUGCGCCAUUCUCGUGCCGUUGAAUCAACUAGUUGACUCAAACCAUUGAUGAUGUGGGCAAAGUAUCGCAUGACGAUUCUAAUGCGGAGCAUCACUACAAUGGCUCUCUCCAGUGUCAGUAAAUCAGCUUCAUUAGAGUCGUGCACAUACCUCCGCCGCCAAGAUCCCUCUUCUCCUGGCCUCACGAAGCCGCCCGUCCAGUAGCAAUACUCUGAGGAACGAGGUAGAGCUUGGGCCACUGCAGGCUAUUGAACGAGACCUCGUGUACA
Molecule: messenger RNA, 3696 nt
Organism: Aphanomyces invadans
Lineage: Eukaryota; Oomycota; Saprolegniomycetes; Saprolegniales; Verrucalvaceae
Exons: 8
Coding region: 20-3463 (1147 amino acids)
Source: RefSeq, a predicted model, not a curated record